Molecule: messenger RNA, 1820 nt
Organism: Impatiens glandulifera
Lineage: Eukaryota; Viridiplantae; Streptophyta; Magnoliopsida; Ericales; Balsaminaceae
Product: protein TIFY 8
Exons: 6
Coding region: 504-1694 (396 amino acids)
Biological process (GO): regulation of defense response; response to wounding; regulation of jasmonic acid mediated signaling pathway
Cellular component (GO): nucleus
Source: RefSeq, a predicted model, not a curated record
ACACAAGUUAGUUUGGGAUACAAUUAGUUUUUUUUAUUAAUGAAAUUUGUAAAGAGAUGAUUGUAGGAUCCUGAAUAUAUAUAUGAAUUGAAUCAGAAUCUUCUUGGCUAUGGAACUUCUCAAUGGUUUUCUCAUUAAAGGGCUAGGUUGUUACGUUCUCAUCUCUUUCUUUGAAUAUAUCCGAUUUCUUUUACAAAACCCUGCUUAAAUCAUUUAAAAACUUACCAAGUGGUAUGAGAGCCAACAUCCCUCGCCUGUGAAAAAAUUCUCUAUCAUCUUCCCAUCUUAGAAGAACAGCAAGAUGAUUCAUUUUACACAAAUAUUUUUUCAUCAUAAAAGAAGCUCACAAAUCUAAGCACCUGAAAACAAACAAACUUGAUGUAGCCUGUUUGUUUAUAUGCACCUUUCUUGUCCGCCUGAUAUGAAAAAAAGGGGGAAAAUGAGGAGGCAUCAAUUCUUCUGUCAUGUAUGUUUAAUUCAAAUAUGACAGAUGGUAUUUUGGUAUGAAAGCAGGAAGGACAACAAGAACCUUGGAGUCUAAAAUAAGUUUUUUUGAAGCAGACACUUAUGGGGUUAGGGAAUUGAAAUUGUUUUUCCAAGUCUUGAUCAAGGUCCCCUACUCGACAUGGUUUCACAAAAAGAGAAAGAUAACAGGUCAAACACAGAAAAACUAUGGCAUUUUUCUGUUGGUGAUGGCUCAGAGCAAGGACAAUGCCAAAAACGCUAAACAAGCAGUGAACCCGGCCAUCUUUCAUGACUUUCUGGGGAGAAAAUGUGCCUCCGAUGCCUCACCUUCUCCGGCAAAAGCGGCGGUAGUUGUAGUUUCCACUGGCGGUGACGGGAGGUUUACCGAUGCAUCUCCCUCAGCUUCUCUCUCCGCUGGUGGCCGUGGUCUUGUCUCUGUUACCUCCGAAGGACAAGUCUCAAAUCAUUUUGAAGGAGUCCCAUUCUACGGUUUGAGGAGUGAUCCUUUGGGGCAUGAUAUUAGCAAGCGGUUUGUGAGAAAUAAGCGAAGUAAUUCAGACUCGGGUUUUAUCACCUCUUCUGGAGACGGAUUUCAGCAAAGAGGAGGACUAGACUCCGUUGAUAGUUCUCAUUUGAUCAAGAUGCUAAGACGAACAGGAGGAGGAGGUGAGUGGCCUAGACAGACACUUGACGAGCCAUUCUUCUCGGGUAUGCAUCAUCAUCAUCAUCCAUGGAGGUCUGCUGGGCCAUCGGUUGUUUUACAGGCACCACCACUGGCUGGCAAUCGAAGCUUGAAUAUCGGCCAUCAUCCUCAUGUGAUGGGCCAAAUUACAUCUCUUGGAUGUCAACCUUCAGUUAUCAGUACUACUCCUGAUGAAGGAUCAAGGACUGGGAUUAAAGGGUCUCAGUUUCUUCUGAUGGGGGUGGGGGCGAGUAAGCAGCUGCAGCACAAGUCUAACACUUCUGAACCGGAAGCAGCCAAUUCCUCUGUUCCUACUACCAGCACUAGUCAACAACAACAUCAACAUCCAGUUAGUGGGCAGAUGACUAUCUUUUAUGGCGGUGAAGCCCAUGUUUUUGACGAUGUUCACCCACAUAAGGCUGAUAUAAUAAUGGCAUUAGCCGGGUCGAAUGGGGGAUCUUGGUCAACAACAACUUAUAACGCAUCAUCAUCAUCAAAGAAGGCAAUACUUACUCCGGCAGCAGAAUCAGGGAAUGAAAUGAAAUGAAAUGGCUAGUAGUGUAGUAGUAGUAGUUAUAAGUUGUUAUUGCUCUCUAUAUUUUUGCACAAGCUCAAUGACCUAUUUUGUACCUUUAUAAUGUUAUUAGGGGAUGUGAGUGAGAAUCUUUUUCUU